Molecule: messenger RNA, 267 nt
Organism: Oppiella nova
Lineage: Eukaryota; Metazoa; Arthropoda; Arachnida; Sarcoptiformes; Oppiidae
Source: the annotation of a GenBank genome assembly
GAGCAACUUAGGAGCAAAUACAGCAAAUUUAGGAGUACUUUACGUUUGGUUAUGGUCAUCGACUGCAAACAUGAAUGCGCCAGUCGUAAGGGAAAGGACAGCGUAUACUGCGUUUGCAACGCUACCUAUUGCGAUGACCUAGAUCCUAUUACCAAACAACCCGUUGGUAAUAUUUUGUCCUAUCAGACGAGUCAAAGUGGGGACCGAUUCAAAGAAUCACAGUUAAAGUUUACCAAACAAAUUGACCAUGAUAACGCUGAUCGGGUG